AUGGGAAAAUACUCCGCCGUUUUCAACACCAUUGCCAACUGUAGAGAUACACGGGUGGCCCUCGCCACGCUCCGGCAUACCCUCCAAGCCGGCGCUGACUACAAUAGACCGGCCACCAUGUAUAUGACCGAGAGCCAUCGAUAUAGCCCUUUCCUCGUUACGGCCCUGUAUCUGGCGUCUUCCAAAGGCUAUGCUGACAUUGUGUCGUUUCUCCUUCAUCACGGUGCCGAUAUCGAUGGGGUCCCGGACUGCCGGUUACGUACUCCCGUCUUUCUAUCUCUUCUCAGCGGAGACGCCAGGACGUCCAUGAUUCUCCUUCGGCGCGGCGCACGGCUUGAGUCUUCCGAGUUCGGAAUUAACGCCCUCCACCAAGCCGCCGCCGCGGGGCUCACCGAAGUGAUCACGUACCUUGUCGACGAGAAAGGGAUGGAAGUGAACGAGGCCGACAACAACGGGGACACGCCACUGAUUCACUCCCUGUUGUCUCCAUCGCCAGAAACAGUCAUAGGCCAGCUGGCGCAGUUCGGCGUCGACGUGAACCAGCCUACGACGAUCGACACAUGGCGCAUGACGGCCCUCAGCAUGGCGUGCGAGGACGGCAUGUUCUCCGCCGCCCUGGCACUGUUGAAGGCUGGAGCGGACGCCACGGGCGAGCUGGACGGAUUGGUCGAGGGGGCCGACCCAGCACUCCGUAUAUUCGAUCAAAAGCCGCUCGAGCUCGCGCUCCUGGCCCGGGUCAAAGAAACGAAUGGCAGGACGGCAUCGGCGAAGCAACGGCUCAUCGAACUCCUCCUCAAAUCGGGCGCUGACCCAAACGAGGGGGUUUGCAUAUCGGCACGCUGCAACUGGACAGGACCUCUGUUGCUGAAGCUGUCUCGAGAGAGGCGCCGCUGGGAGGUCGAGAUGCUGCUUUCUUCGGGUCUUGUAGACAUUGACAGGCGCGACUCGCAUGGCGCGACGAGUCUCGAUUGGGCACUUUCGACAUGUCACGGCAGCCCCGUAAUGGCGUCGAUCUUGCUGCGGCGCGGUGCCAAGAUGGACGAUGCCGUGUUGUGCGACAUUAUCGGCAAGCUGGCGCGUCUUGCGGACGCACAAGACCACUGGAGUGUGAUCAGCCUGUUGACGCGAGAGCCUAAGCUGUUGAAGAUAUUCCAUGUG
This is a messenger RNA of Colletotrichum abscissum, 1158 nucleotides long. RefSeq lists its product as uncharacterized. Gene Ontology annotation, cellular component: nucleus. The transcript has a single exon. Gene Ontology annotation, molecular function: transcription cis-regulatory region binding; protein binding. Gene Ontology annotation, biological process: positive regulation of transcription by RNA polymerase II. NCBI's taxonomy places the organism in Eukaryota, Fungi, Ascomycota, Sordariomycetes, Glomerellales, Glomerellaceae. The record is from RefSeq and is a predicted model, not a curated record. The annotation marks the transcript as partial.